AUGAAGCUCCUGCUGCGUUUAGCUGUCCUGGGGAUUCUGGGGGUCCUCUCUGCGACCCCCGAGGACCAGUUUACAGGCAUCUCAGAGGACACCUUAAAACAGUUGUCACUGAGUGGAGAGAAAGUUGUGGAUGAGGAGAUGAAGAGGGCUCUGUACGGGGUGAAGCAGAUGAAGGAGGUGAUGUGGAGGAACGAGCAGAAGCACGACCACCUCAUGAGGUCGCUCCAACACAGCAGCGACAAGAAGAAGGCAGCAGUCCAGCUGGCUAAGGAGGUGACUGACAAGCUGAAGGAGGCGGAGGAGCAGUGCAAAGACUCUCUGCAGUCAGAGUAGGAGUGCAGACCCUGUCUGGAGGAUGCAUGUAAAACUUUCUACACCUCCACCUGCCGCAGGGGAUUUGCAACUUUCCAGAACAAGGUGGAGAACUUGUUUCGCAGAGUGUCCCGCCGCUUUGGCCCCCGUCAGCCCCGCAUUGAAGCAGAGGACAUCCUGGUGAAUCAGGGCCCUGAUGACACCGACAAUGAAGUCUCCCGCAUCGAGGAGUCCUUUGGCAGCCUGAUGAGCAAAGUAGGCAUCCUUGUGAACCGCAGCAUUACCCUGGUCUCCAAGAUGAGCAGCCUGGACAAAGUCCUCCAGAGGGCUUUCCUAAACAACACUGACAUCUUGAAGGAGGAGGCCGACACCUCUGACCCCUACAACCCCGCCCGGGACUCUGGCUUUCUGCAGGGAGUGGGCCUGGAGGAGGUGCUGGACUCCUUCUUUGAUUUUGGGAAGAGUGUGGUGGAGGAGUUUGGAGCUGUGGUGACGCAGGUGUUUGAUGACGUUCAGGUGGCAGUGGAGGAAGAGAAGAAGAGAGAGAGGGAAAGUUUCCCUCGUUUCCUGCAGAACAGAAAGUUGUGCAGAGACCUUCGCAAGCAGACCUCAGAGUGUUGGCGUCUGCAGAGCCAGUGUGAGGCCUGCCAGGGACCUCUACUCACAGAGUGCCAGGGUGUCCGGGAGCUUCACGUUGAGCUGGAUGAGGUCUCCCAGCUGCUGGAUGUGUCCAAAGAGCAGUACGAUGAGAUCUUGUCCAUCGUGCAGCGUCACACUGAUGAGACGGUGAGCUGGCUCGGCAACAUGGCAUCCGAGUUCAGCUGGGUGGCUCAAGCUGUGAGCAACAGCAGCGCUCUUGAGAAUGUCUUCCGUGUCUCUGUGGUGGCACCAAAGACCCUUGAUGAGCAGAAUCUGUCUGAGACUGAGACCACAGUGGAAGUGAACAUCCUGAACUCUCCCCCUCUGAUCCUCUCUGUACCUGGGGAGCUGGUCCUGCAGGACCCGGCUUUCAUCCAGUACGUGGCCCAGGAGGCUCUGAGCAAGUACAAAGACAUGGUCAGGUUUGAGGAUGAGUGAAACUACCAUGUCCCCUUUAAGGAGUCACUUUCAGCACUUUCUUUGUGAGCAGAACUAGACUGUGAUCCUGUAAAGUAGCAUAAUCUCACUGAAAUGUAAAUAAACUGCAGUCAACCUGAAACAAUCACUGCAUAUGAAUGUAAAAAGUUACACUACAGAAUUCUGCAUACAAGAUAUUUCAAAAGUGUGAAUAAAAAAGAGAAAACAACAA
This is a messenger RNA of Notolabrus celidotus (New Zealand spotty), 1600 nucleotides long. RefSeq names its product clusterin-like 1 (retinal) (gene clul1). Lineage: Eukaryota; Metazoa; Chordata; Actinopteri; Labriformes; Labridae. The record is from RefSeq and is a predicted model, not a curated record.